Monoraphidium neglectum is the source of this 438-nucleotide messenger RNA. Its product is annotated as DNA excision repair protein ERCC-3. Lineage: Eukaryota; Viridiplantae; Chlorophyta; Chlorophyceae; Sphaeropleales; Selenastraceae. The coding region runs from base 1 to 438 and encodes 145 amino acids. The record is from RefSeq and is a predicted model, not a curated record. Gene Ontology annotation, biological process: transcription initiation at RNA polymerase II promoter; nucleotide-excision repair. Gene Ontology annotation, cellular component: transcription preinitiation complex; transcription factor TFIIH holo complex; nucleotide-excision repair factor 3 complex. The transcript is spliced from 6 exons. Gene Ontology annotation, molecular function: 3'-5' DNA helicase activity.
AUGCGGGCCUACGACUUCCUCAUCGCCGUCGCCGAGCCCGUGUGCCGCCCCGAGGGCAUCCACGAGUACGUCCUCACGCCACACAGCCUGUACGCGGCCGUGAGCGUGGGCCUGGAGACCGCCACCAUCGUCAAGACACUCAACACGCUCUCAAAGGUCGCCGUCACAGCAGAGACGGCCCGCUUCAUUAAGAAGGCGACCCAGAAUUAUGGCAAGGCCAAGAUGGUGCUGAAAAAGAACAAGUUCUGGGUCGAGUCGGCACACAAGGAGGUCCUGGACACCCUCCUGGCCGACCCCGUCAUCGCCGAAGCGCGCACCAACAGCCUCGGCCUGCCGGGCGACGGCCUCGUGCGCUCAAAGGCGCUGCGGGAGCGCGCCGCUCACAGCCUCGCGGCAGCUACGCAGGCGGCCAUCAAGGGCCCGCCCCUUGCAGUUUGA